CGCCGCCCCCGCCCCUGACGUCGCAGUUGUGUGUGUUUGGUAUGGGAUCUUGCAUGUUCCUGUUCCUGUUCCUCUCGUCAUGUUGUUGUUGUUGUUGUUGUGAUUGUUGUUGUGAUUGUUGUUGUGGUUGUUGCUUCCUCUUCAUAUUCCCUGCGCCAUGCCGCUUCUCUUCAUUCUUCUCGCCGUGUGCUGACGAGCCAGAAUUCCGUUUCGUUGCCAAUUGUGGAGCCUGUUUCCGGGAAAGGGAUAUGCACCAUAGGUAUCACGGUUCGGGGUUCAUUGCGGUGGCGGUUCUGCGGCUAGUGGAGAAACAGUGGAGAGCUGCGGACAAUGAAGGGUCGUUACGAGGUGACACUGUUCGAAUUAUGGUGUUAACGCGAAGAUAUGUCGUGGGUCUACAGUUCGCUUUUGAAGCGUUGAUUGUUGCUGUGAGUGAAAAAAAAAAAAAUCCCUCGGAACGAAAGGUUCAUUCAUUUUUUUACGAGUUGACUGAGGCUCUAAGAACUCCUUUAGAGACAGGUCUAUAUAUUGGCUAUUGUAGCGCUGUAGACCGCGAAAGAUUGAUCGAUAAGGACAACUCCUGAUCAUGCACGUCCAAGCAAAAGUUCAGGCAUCAUGGGAAGUACAGAAGAUUCUGACCGCAAACGCCGCAACUUUAAUCAUUCUGUAUCCCCUGUAGUCAUGAAACAAUCUCUUACACCUUCAUCUGAAAAGAAGAAGGUGGAUGCUCAGAUGUUGCAUUACCAAAAUUCUAAGCUUUCUCAGCUGCUCGAGGUCCAGCGCAACGAAAUAAAUGUUCUGGAGGGAAAAUUGAAUCAACUUCAUAACAAGCAGGUCUCAUUCGAUGAGAAUCUCUCAAUCGUCAGCCGCGUAUGGGAUCAGGUUGUGGAUGACUUAGAGCUGCUGACAGUACGAGUCGGUCCUACAUCCAACGGAACUCAUGCUUUGGGGUCUCCCCAUGAUCGGGAUAAUGCCUCAUUUCGUCCAGAGCAAACUUUUCUGCAGCGGCUGCUUGAUAGAGGAGCCACCGACAACUCCACAAUUAAUAGAAGUAAUGGCUCAGUUGAGUCUGGACUCUUCAGCCGAAAGGCAGACAUUGCUAUGACUGUGACGUAUCUGGUGCAAAGUAUUGAUUAUGAGCGAGCUCGAAACGAUGAGCUUGUGAGUAGUUUACGAAAUGAUAUUGCUUCUAUUGAUGUGGCAGGUGUCAAUGGGUCGCUCGCAAAGGCAGAUGAAGAGCUUUAUGCAGAAGCGAAAAAGGUGCGAGGUUUUGUGGAGGAUCUUCACUUAAAACACCGGCAGCUCUCUGCUGAACUGGGGACUUGUGGUGAUUUUCAAGCGAAGGACCAAGCUGAGGUGAAGAGAUUAAAAGGCGAGCUGGAGGAAGUUUGUGCUGAUCUAGAAGCUAACAGGCGCCAGUUGACUGCUUUCCGCUCUCAGGAUGCGACGCUCUCCGGUUCAGCCACACCCAGUGCUACGCCAACUCGGAAAAUGUUUGAAGUAAGGGAGGGAGAUGCAGAGCAAGGGAAAUUUCCUGAAGAGAAUUGUGAACUGGAAACUGGUUUGGAAGAGGCUAAGUCAUUGGCAGCCCGAAGCCUUACAGAGCUUCAAGAAGCUAUGCAUAAUCACUUGGAUGAUAUUCGGAAGAUCCAGCAAAUGCAGGAUGAACUGGAUGACCAAGAAAGCAUCAUAUCUUUUCGGCAAUAUCAGUCACUGGAUGAACAAGUCCAGUAUUUGAGGACUGAAGUUGAGAAGUAUCGGGCCGUGGUAGACGAGUUACAGGUGUGGUUGUCAUUUGACCAUCAUGUUUCCUUACGCAUAUCAGUUUCGGAGAAUCGAACCCGUAAGACUUCAGAUGUGCAAGUAGAGCGUGUGUCUCUUGUGCGCCAAGAGAAAGAAGUUAUAUUGAAAGCUGAGGCUGGUGAUGCAGCUCGUAGGGCAGGCGCCAUUUCUGAUGCUCGGGCAGCAGAUUUGGAGUUAAAGUUGCAGCAGUGCAUGUCUGAUUGCGACACUAUGCGAUUAAGAAUUGAAGACGCAACCCGGGCUUCAGGAAGAAAAGAGUCGGUAGCUGAUCUCAAGAAGGAGAGCACUAAUCUUCAUGAAGAUAUGAAUAUGAUUCAAACUCAGUUAGACGAUUUCAAGGAAACCGGCUCAGCUGUCCAUUCACUGCGAGCAAAGCUUCACUCCUUGCAUUUGAUUCUGGAAAGAAAAACAUUAGAAAGUCGGCUUCUCAGUGACCAGUAUGCUGGCCAAGUUCGAGAACUGAACUUUAUUCAGGAUGAGGUCAGGGGUUUGCGAGAUAGCGAGAAAGAACUAAAGCUUAUUUUGGAUAUGUACGACAGGGAGUUGAGUGAUCCGAGGGAAGUUAGAGAAUUGCAACAAGCGGAUUGCAGGGCUCUAGCGGAAGUAAAACGACUGCAGUUGGCUCUAGACGAGCACAAUCUAGAGCGUCGUGUUAAAGAUGCAAAUGAAGCAGAGGCUGCGUGUCAGCAGAAACUUACUGCGGUGGACGCUGAGAUUGCUGAGCUGCGACAAAAUCUAGAUGUUUCUUACAAGGUUGCUCAAGAUUUAAGGGAGAGUCUGCAGACCAAGAAAGAGGAAGAGGAUACGUAUAUAAGUGAAAUAGACGAUAUUACACAAGCUUACAUUGAUAUGCAAAUCCAGAAUCGGAAGUUACUUCAAGAAAUCAUAGAACGUGAUGAAUACAAUGCUCAGUUGAUGUCAGACAGCCUCAAAGCCAAACAGCUGCAGACUUCAUUACAAGCUGAGAAACAAGUGUUGAAUGCCCGGAUGCAACAUGUAAUUGCUCGCGCCGACCUCCACAAACAGCACGUUGCUCGUAUAGAAGAUCAAGCCAGAGCAUUUAUUCAUGAACAUGGGAAAGCUAUAGACGAAAGUCGACAUCAAUCAUCAGCAAUGGAAAGUGCUAAGCGGAAAGCUGUUGAGAUGGAGAAAGAGUUGGCUUCUGCUAAAUCUGCACUAGCCGCUGCAGACAAAUUGUUAGAGGAGCGUGGUCAGAGAUUGCUGAAUGUGAAUCUGCAAUUAGGAAAAGAGAGGUUCGAGAAGCGAAGGGCUCAAGAGGAUUUGAAAAUUGUAAACAUGAAGACUGCACGCCUUCAUUCUCUUCACGAUGUCGGUUCCACUGCAGAACGGUUACAAGAACAAGUUAAUGAUUACAGAGCUAUUUUGCAAUGCAAUGUCUGCCACGAUCGAAAUUUUCAGGCUAUUAUCACUAAAUGCUACCAUCUAUUUUGCAUGCCUUGUAUUCAACGGAAUCUGGAAUCCAAGCAUCGGAAAUGUCCUGGUUGCGGGAUUCCGUUCGGGCAGAAUGAUGUCCGAUCCGUGUACAUAUAAGACAGUUUAUUUUUUAAGGAAAGCCCUGGCCAGCGAAAAUUCAUCCAACAGUGUACCCCUGAUCAUAGUUGGAGAAUGCCCUGGGUUCCUGCUCCAUACAUCGCACUGUAGUCAACGCAUCUUUCAGAUGUUCAACAUUACUCGUAGUUUAGGUUUCUUUGUAAUUGUGAAAUCUUUUCUUGCUUUCGAAAUAUGCCCUUCCACGUCUCACUCGUACAGUGAUCUACAGAAGCCCGUCAGAUCAAACUGCGCACGCCACGUCUAUAGUCGGGAUAAAACAAGAUCACAGAACUUUGGUAGGUGAUCAACAUGUGAGGUCCUCUGUGAAACAAGGCAGUUGAAGUGGCUCUUUAGGCUGUCUGUGUCUCAGAAGGUACUAAUUCUAUGCUUGAAUCCCACCGCAUUUCAUGAUGUGAACUGGAAACCAA
Physcomitrium patens is the source of this 3782-nucleotide messenger RNA. Lineage: Eukaryota; Viridiplantae; Streptophyta; Bryopsida; Funariales; Funariaceae. The record is from RefSeq and is a predicted model, not a curated record.